Messenger RNA from Thyridium curvatum, 1881 nucleotides. RefSeq lists its product as uncharacterized. NCBI's taxonomy places the organism in Eukaryota, Fungi, Ascomycota, Sordariomycetes, Thyridiales, Thyridiaceae. The record is from RefSeq and is a predicted model, not a curated record. The transcript has 7 exons. Gene Ontology annotation, molecular function: zinc ion binding; DNA-binding transcription factor activity, RNA polymerase II-specific; sequence-specific DNA binding. Gene Ontology annotation, biological process: DNA-templated transcription; positive regulation of transcription by RNA polymerase II. The coding region runs from base 1 to 1881 and encodes 626 amino acids.
AUGCCUCGCAGCAGCUUCUCCGAGAACCCACUGUUGCGUGUCUCCCGGCCCUGCGAUGGCAAGCUUCCGGCCUGUACGGCCUGUGAGAAGGCCGGCCGCGAGAGCGAGUGCUCUGCGGCCAAUGACCAGUUCGCCCGUGGCAAGGAACGGAGUUAUGUCUCGGCCCUCGAGCUCCGGAUUGAGAAGCUGGAGAAACGCUUGUCGUAUGCAAAGUCGAGGAAGGCAUCGGUAGCCAUGCAUCAGAAUGAGACUCCCGUUGUACCAGACACCGACCGCAAAGACUCUUUGGCUACCAUCCGGGCUGCCAUCUACCGGAAGGCGGCAAGGAAACGAGAGAACUCAGAUGUCAACUCCCUUGUCUCUGAUUUUGGCUUCCUAUCCGUGAAUGCAACCACAAGGGACUUCGAGCCGUCAGUGAGCAACAUGACUUUUGCUCGACUCGUGCUCGCAGCGGCCACGAAUGACCCAGUACCGGAACCAAAGAGCACCAAGCUGCCGCCUCGCCAGACAGCUCAGGCUAUUGUACAGUACUACCUCAACAACAUAUACUCGCUGUUUCCCUUCUUCGACGAGACUAUUCUUCUCUCUCGCUUGGAGGAGCUCUACCAGGAGCAACCCCGCUUGCGGAGCACUGACUACUGGCUCGUCUACAUGGUCCUUGCCAUAGGAGCUACAGCGCAGAGCCGUAGCAACCAAGAUGACUUUUAUCGGAAUGGUCUCGAGUUCGCGUCUCGUGCUCUACCGUAUGCCGACAGGGCACUGGCACCUGGUCACCUCACUCAGAUACAGUCCCUGAUCCUGCUCACUCAGUACUCCAUGCUCGACCCUGCACAUUUUGACAGCUGGCAUCUCAUCGGCAUCACAUGCCGGGUCGUCAUCGAUCUGGGUUACCACCAGGACCCGCCUCCCAAUCAGCAGCUCAACAAGGAGACUCUUGAUAUGAGGCGCAAGCUCUUCUAUAGUGUGUACGCACUUGACAGAGCAAUAAGUCUAGUCCAUGCCCGGCCCUUCUCCUUUACCGACGACUCGGUCAAUGUCGACCUGCCUUCCAUGGCAGGCCUGGGUCGCAUCCCCUCCAUAUCUGGCACCAUCACGGGGCCACGGUCAGAAAACCCUGCCGUUCUGUGGUUCCAGCUGCACCCUCUCCAAGAUCCCGCAGGGUACAUCUGGCAGAUGUGCUUUGAGAUGCGUGAAUGGUCCGAGUCUUUGCCCAAGACAUUGCCCGUUGCCAUUCGCGAGUUGUUCGACCUCGAGCUCAAAUAUAGCUACGUCUACUGCAUCGCCCCCAGCGGCAGGGCGCCUCACAUGACUGCCUACGGCCGGAUGCUCAUCUUCGAAUAUGCCAUCUCGUAUGUCGACCGCGUCUUCGAGCUCGCCCACGGCCCCUUCAACGCGGCUUUCUAUACGUACCACGAUGCCCUGCGCGUGUACUUCAUGGGCAGCCAGUUCGUCGCUGUUCUGCGCGACGCCGCGGAUGCGCUGCUCGCGGGAUCGUCAGUACCUGUGCCACUGGCUCUGCCGGGCAGGGCGCCGCCGCCCCCGAUGCCCCCGCGCAGCGGCGGAGAUAACCUGGACCGAAGCCUGGGAUGUAUCGAGAAGGCCAAGAUGACGCUGAAGAAGUACGGCGAGAGGUGGACCAACGCCAACAUGCUGUCCAAGAGCUUCGACAUGAUGAGCGGCGAGGUACUUGCUUCUCUGCAAUCCAAAAAGAUGAUGAGAGAGGCCGCUCAACAGCAGCAACAGCAGCAGCAGAUGCAAUACAUGUCUAAUUCUAUCAUGCCUAGUCCUCUUCAACCUGUUCAGCAGUCACAGGGCCCGGUUCAGGAGGUGCAGUGGGCGGAUGUGGAUAUUCAGAGGAUCAUUAGAGGGGAAGGCAUGUGA